GCGCAGGUGGCUGGGCAGGGCCUGGAAAUAAAAUCAAAGGAGCAACACCUUGAAAAAAGGUCUUCCUGCCUAGACUCCUCGGUCGCCAGUCCCUGGAAGCCCUUGGAUCCGCCACCAUGGGAAUGUCUGAACCACGGAGUGUCUUUGGGUAUCCCCUGAGCAUCUUCUUCAUCGUGAUCAAUGAAUUCUGUGAAAGAUUUUCCUACUAUGGCAUGAAAGCACUCCUGAUUCUGUACUUCACACGGUUCAUUGGUUGGGAUGACAAUCUGUCCACUGCAGUCUACCACUCAUUUGUUGCUCUGUGUUACCUGACACCAAUUCUCGGUGCUCUAAUUGCUGACUCCUGGCUCGGAAAGUUCAAGACAAUUGUGUCACUAUCCAUUGUCUACACAAUUGGACAGGCAGUCACUGCAGUAAGCUCCAUUAAUGACCUCUCGGACUUUGACCACGAUGGAACCCCUAACAACAUUGCUCUACAUGUGGCAUUGUCCAUGAUUGGCCUGGCACUGAUAGCUCUUGGUACUGGAGGAAUCAAGCCCUGUGUGUCUGCAUUUGGUGGAGAUCAGUUUGAAGAGGGCCAGGAAAAACAAAGAAACCGAUUUUUUUCCAUCUUUUAUUUGGCCAUUAAUGCUGGAAGUUUGCUUUCUACUAUCAUCACUCCCAUUCUCCGAGUUCAAGAAUGUGGGAUUCACAGUAAGCAAGCUUGUUACCCAUUGGCAUUUGGGGUUCCUGCUGCUCUCAUGGCUGUUGCUCUGAUUGUAUUUGUCCUUGGCAGUAGUAUGUACAAGAAGUUCCAGCCCCAGGGUAACAUCAUGGAGAAAGUAGUAAAGUGCAUUGGUUUUGCCAUCAAAAAUAGGUUUAGGCACCGGAGUAAGGAAUUUCCCAAAAGGGAGCACUGGCUGGACUGGGCCAAAGAGAAGUAUGAUGAGCGGCUUAUCUCUCAAAUUAAGAUGGUUACAAAGGUGAUGUUCCUGUAUAUUCCACUCCCCAUGUUCUGGGCCUUGUUUGAUCAGCAGGGUUCAAGGUGGACACUUCAAGCAACAACUAUGAGUGGGAAAAUUGGAAUUAUUGAAAUUCAGCCAGAUCAGAUGCAGACUGUCAACGCCAUCUUGAUCGUCAUCAUGGUCCCCAUCGUAGAUACUGUGGUGUAUCCUCUGAUUGCAAAAUGUGGUUUCAACUUCACCUCCUUGAAGAAGAUGACAGUUGGAAUGUUCCUGGCUUCCAUGGCUUUCGUGGCAGCUGCAAUUGUGCAGGUGGAAAUUGAUAAAACUCUUCCGGUCUUCCCCAAAGGAAACGAAGUCCAAAUUAAAGUAUUGAAUAUAGGAAAUGAUAAUAUGACUAUAUAUUUUCCUGAAGAGACGGUGCACCUUGUCCAACUGUCUCAGACAAAUAUAUUUAGGACUUUUGAUGUGGACAAACUGACAAGUAUAAACAUUUCUUCUGCUGGAUCAGCAGUCACUCCAGUAACUCAUAACUUUCAGGUGGGCCAUCGCCAUACCCUUCUAGUGUGGGAUCCCAACCAUUACCAAGUGGUAAAGGAUGGCCUUAACCAGAAGCCAGAAAAAGGAAAAAAUGGAGUCAGGUUUGUAAAUGCUUUUGGUGAGGAGAGCUUCAAUGCCACAAUGGAUGGGAAAGUAUAUACAAAUGUCACCAGCCACAAUGCCAGCAUAUAUCAGUUUUUUCCUUCUGGCAUGAAAAAUAUCACACUAAGCUCCUCAGAGAUUCCAGGGAACUGCAACAAUACUUUUACAUCCAGCCUUAGUUUUGGUAGUGCAUAUACCUAUGUAAUCAUCAAGAAGGGUGAUGGCUGCCCUGAACUGAAAGAAUUUGAAGAUAUUUCACCCAAUUCAGUUAGCAUGGCUCUGCAAAUCCCACAGUAUUUCCUCCUCACCUGUGGGGAGGUGGUUUUCUCUGUCACAGGAUUGGAGUUCUCAUAUUCUCAGGCUCCUUCCAACAUGAAGUCAGUUCUUCAAGCAGGAUGGCUGUUGACAGUGGCAGUUGGCAACAUCAUUGUGCUGAUUGUGGCAGGAGCAGGCCAGUUCAGUGAACAGUGGGCUGAGUAUAUUCUGUUUGCUUCAUUGCUUCUGGUUGUCUCCAUAAUCUUUGCCAUCAUGGCUCGAUUCUAUACUUACAUCAAUCCAGCAGAGAUUGAAGCUCAAUUUGAUGAGGAUGAAAAGAAAAAGAAGCCAGAAAACCUAUAUAGCACAUUGGAACCCACCUCACAGUCACAGAUGUGAAUGUCAGGAAGCCAAUGGAGGAUGGAUUGGGCCCAGAACAUACCCUGACUUCUGUCCGAAAGUGGCAGGACACUGUUGGAUGGCCCCUGAUGGGGGAGACUUAAGAAUUAUGAGCCAAACCAAGAAAGCAAUUUUUGAAGUAGCCAUCGGUGAACCUAAAACUCUGGAAGAAGUCUUUUUUAAAAAGUCUUAUUUAAGUAUGCAUGUGUGCACACACACACUUUUACACACUAAAAGCCUAUCCUGCAUUUAACUCCUUUCCUAUCACACAAAUAAAGUUAUUUUAGACUAACUUAAUUUUUGAAAGGAUGACAAAAUUUCCAUAUCACUUGUAUUCUAACACUGUAUGAAAACAAUGUUAACCAAGGCCAAGACAAUGUGAAAGUGAAUUUAUAGGUUUAAGGAUGGUGUAUAAUAAGCUAGUAUUAACUGAUACCUUUACCUUUUUUUUCCAGUCCCUACCCCUUUUAAAAUUAUGUGUAACUCAAAAGAUCACUCAAUAAAAGCCAGUAAUGAC
Phyllostomus hastatus (greater spear-nosed bat) is the source of this 2754-nucleotide messenger RNA. RefSeq names its product solute carrier family 15 member 1 (gene SLC15A1). Gene Ontology annotation, molecular function: dipeptide transmembrane transporter activity. The transcript is spliced from 23 exons. The record is from RefSeq and is a predicted model, not a curated record. Lineage: Eukaryota; Metazoa; Chordata; Mammalia; Chiroptera; Phyllostomidae. Gene Ontology annotation, cellular component: membrane. Gene Ontology annotation, biological process: transmembrane transport; oligopeptide transport. Bases 117 to 2237 code for a protein of 706 amino acids.